This is a messenger RNA of Leucoraja erinaceus (little skate), 2875 nucleotides long. It is a transcript of the gene zcchc8, whose product is annotated as zinc finger, CCHC domain containing 8. The record is from RefSeq and is a predicted model, not a curated record. Gene Ontology annotation, molecular function: RNA binding; zinc ion binding. Gene Ontology annotation, cellular component: catalytic step 2 spliceosome. Bases 42 to 2219 code for a protein of 725 amino acids. NCBI's taxonomy places the organism in Eukaryota, Metazoa, Chordata, Chondrichthyes, Rajiformes, Rajidae. The transcript has 14 exons.
CCACCCCCCGACACGACAACGUCACGCUGUCUGGUGACAAGAUGGCCGCCGAGAGGAUGGAGCUGGAUUUCGGGGACCGCAAACUGUUCGAGGAGUUCGAGGAUUCAAGGCCGUCUCACGUCCGCUUCAACAGUCAGGACGAUGACGGCGAGGCAGAGGGCGCGCCGAAGAAGCUGCGGGCAUGCGAGGAGAGCGUGGCCUACCUGAGAGCGGAGAAUCAGGAACUGAGGAGGAAGCUGAAUUUGCUGACCCACCCAAGUAAAAUAGUUGUGAGCGACUCCAAAACAGAUGGCCCAAUGGUACAGAUUUUGUUUAUGAAUAACAAUAUUUCAAAGCAGUUUCAUCAAGAAAUUGAAGACUACGUCACAGGCUUAGUAGAAAAGUAUGAAAAGGAAUUGCAAAGUGACCAUGAAAAAACAGUUUUUAAUAUAAAACCCCAGCCAUCAAGUGUGCUGUUAGAAGAGCAACCAAAUGUGAAAAGUUUAAAUACAGGAAAGAAAAUAAAAGAGGCGUUUCAUGUUGUGGGAAGUGUUCAGUACUUCACCAGCUUUUGUCUUGACAAACUUGGACAGCCAUUGUUAAAUGAGAAUCCACAACUUACAAAUGGAUGGGAAAUACCCAAAUACCAGCAAGUCUUCGCUCAAGUUGUAUCCUUAGAUGGACAAGAAAUGGGACUGAAAGCUAGGAGGCCAAAACCUUGUUGUUUUAACUGUGGCUUAACAGAACAUCAGUUAAAAGAUUGUCCAAAGCCACGUGAUCUUGCUCGUAUUAAUGAGAAACGAAAAGAGUUUAUGACUAUGUCUAGUGAUUCACCUCAUUCAGGUUCUCAACAGCGGUAUCAUGCAGAGAGAUUUGAAAAGUUUCAACCAGGUGUAAUCAGUGCAGAACUUAAAGAAGCUCUUGGGAUAACAGAUGAAACUCUUCCACCAUUUAUUUAUCGGAUGCGCCAAUUGGGUUAUCCUCCAGGAUGGCUGCUAGAGACCCAGCAAGAGAAUUCUGGACUUGCUUUAUAUGAUGGAAGAGAUUCAAGCGAUGGUGAAAUGGAGCAUGACAAACAACAUCCAAAAGCUCGCUUUCCAUCCUAUGACACAAGUAAAUUAAUAGAUUACGCAGGAUUCAAUGCUGUAAUUCCAAAAGGAAUUCAAGAUGAAUGGAGACUAUAUGGUUCAAUCCCAAUGCAAUCUCAUGAUCUAAAGGAACAUUUUGCACAUCAAUUGAAUGCUAAUGAUCUUUCAACUAAACACAGUUCAAACAAAAGGGUUUCAGAUGCUGACUCAAACCUUGAUAGUGUAAAGAAACGCAAGUCUGAAAAAGUAGGGACUCAUGCUUAUGACAUGGAUAUAGAUUCAGAUUCUGACUCUCUAAAGCCAUUCCAUACUAUUCCACCCAUGCCUCCUGGUUGCCCAAUAACUUCAUCUCCCCCUCCUCUACCCAGAGGAACGCCCCCUUCUACACCGCCUACAUUUGUUCCACCUGCGCCACCAACCCCAACGCGUCCACCCCUUCCAAAAGACACCCCACCCUCGACUCCAUCAACCUGUUCUCCAGCAAGAAAUUCUCUGCAAGAUGAAAAUACUCAAUCAGUAACUCCCCUCAUUGCGAACAAAUCUCUGGAUGAAGAUGUCCUGUCAUUGGAAGAGUUGGAAGAACAACAGCGAUUGAUCUGGGCUGCACUGGCACAGACUGACGGCACUGUUAGUGAGACAGAAUGUCCUUGUGAUUCUCCUGUAACCAAGAGUUCUACCAAUUCCUCACCUGCAAUAACUCCAGUAGACAACUGUAUGGAAAUAGAGUCUAAUGAUAAAAUGGGAAUAGUUGAAUGUAAAAUUGAGAGUCCCAUUGCUGAAGCAUCUUCCAGUGAUUCUGGAGAAAAACAAAUCAAUUCAUUGAAAGGUAGUUGGCACAGGGAAGAGAACACUCAGCCUGAGAACUCUGGAAUGGAGACAGAAAGCAGUAAAGCCAUUCAGGAUUCUACCCCUACUUCUGCAGAGUCUACUGGAGGUAACGGAGAAUGUUUGGAGAAAACGGAUGAGGCCAACACCAGUGCUGUUCCAGAAACACUGCAGGAGAAUAGAGUUUCUGCUGUGCCCGACAUGAGUAAAUUUGCUACUGGAAUCACACCUUUUGAAUAUGACAAUCUUUCCGAGGCAACCGGAACAUACCUCAAACUCAGGGACUUGUUGAAGAACUCUCCGAGAAACAAAAUGAAAAAGAAAUAAAUAUUUAAAAAAGAGUACUGAAAUUUUUAGAUCCAAGGCUUCCUUGUCACAAUGUCACCAUUCACCAUGAGGAACUUUUUUCAUUGAGACCUGACUUCUAAAUUUUGCAACAGAGCAAAUGUUUUAAAGAACAUAUCAAAAAUGUGGACGGCAGUGCUCUUUUAAUAUUUAAGUUUGGUAAAGAUUGAAAAUAUGUCUGGUAUUAAAGAAAGAAACAUAUUUGUGUAAUAUUCAUUUUGAAGACGCACUGUUGAAAUUAGUCCUUUGGUAGUCAUGGUCUCUGGAUUUCUCUAAUGUGGAAUUCAGUGUCCAGUGGAUUUUUAGUAAUUUCUUGUACAUCAUUUUUUGUUUAUAUAACGAUACAUGUUUUUUGAUAUUACCAAUGUAAUUUUAUAUAUUAUUGCCAAGGAUUUUGGUGUACAGUUUUAAAUCCUAAUAACUGAAUAUUGAAAUUGUCAGGGAUAACCAGGGCUGUUUUCAGGUAUUUUAUGAAUAUCCACAUAUGCUUUAGUUUUUUAAAGCUGAUUCUACCUUUGUAAUGCCAUUCUUCACAAGGAGUACACAGCCUUGGAUUAUGGGAAUAUGUUGAACAAUUCUACGAUGACAUGUUUUAGUAUUUUGUGACUGCAUUAAAUGGCAUUGAAAUUUGCAGGAAA